Molecule: messenger RNA, 1092 nt
Organism: Cavenderia fasciculata
Lineage: Eukaryota; Evosea; Eumycetozoa; Acytosteliales; Cavenderiaceae
Product: paramecium surface antigen repeat-containing protein
Exons: 2
Coding region: 1-1092 (363 amino acids)
Source: RefSeq, a predicted model, not a curated record
AUGAAACAAAUAAUUAUUUUAGCCAUCUUUUUCCUUGCAGCUUUUUAUGCUGUCCAAGGUGAACAAUGUGACUUGUACUAUGAAGAAUACGCCUGCGGAGGUUUCAACACUACUUGUGGUUUAAAUGUUACUUCUGGACAACAACUUUUAUGUCAAACUGGAUACUACUGUCAAUUCGCCAACAAGGACGACAAGCUUGGUCUCUGUCAAGAAUCUAUUGAUCUCGGUGGUAAAUGCACAGACGAUGAUCAAUGUCUUGGUUCCUAUGACUGCGAGAAUGGAGUUUGUGCCGAAACCCAAUUCGCUCAAUUAGGUGAGGAAUGUGCAUCCACUGCCGACUGUUACUCCAAGCUCAUCUGUUCGACUGCCACCAAGACCUGUACCAACAGCUCCACCACCUGUCACGACGACUAUGACUGUCAAUUUGACGAAAACUGUGGCAAGGAUAACCAAUGUUUUGCUCCAAUUGCCGUCGGCCAAGUAUGCGACAAGGACGAUGAAUGUGGAACCUACAGCCUUUGCGAGAAGCUCGCCAACGGAACCAAGGUCUGUGCCGCCCCAUACUCACUUGCCGAGAAUGCCAUCUGCUCUGACAAUGGCAAUCCAAACAAGAUUACCAGUUGUGACGCCAACAAGGGUCUCGUGUGCUUAAAGGAUGUCUGCUCUCUUGUCAACACCAACACUCUCACCCCAACUCCAUCCGACGUCAAGUGUAACUCGACCGCCACCACCACCUGUCAAGAUUUCGAAGACUGUAUUUGCACCAGUGCCGGUGACCAAGGCAAGUGCUACCAAACCUCAGCCACCCCCACCCAAUCACUCCAAUGCGCCAAAGCCAACAGCAAGUUCAUCCAAUGUCUCAUCACCAACAAGUGUCAAAACAUCGUCAAACCAUCAUCGUGUCUCUACAACCACUGUGCCAGCGAGUACUGUGACAUGAAGGAUGGUUGUGCUCUCCCACAGGCCAUCAACCAAGUUGAGAACUGUCAAGACAUUGCACAAAACAUCUGUGCAGUCACUGGUUCCUCUUCAACCAUCGCCAUCCCAAUGUUCACCGUUGUCGCUUUGGUUCUUUCUGUCUUUUUCUUUUAA